CCUCAGCUUUCGAGUUAGGCGGACACACCUCGGUCUCCCAUUUGGUUAUAGACAUAUGGGGUUUGGGGAUAAAUAGGGUCCCCCGUCCACUAGACUGUCACAUUCUCACAAUGGCUUUCCUCUGGUUCGUGUCCUGUCUCGCCUUCGUCAGCGCCGCCUACGGUGAGUAUUCACGCCUUCUCUUUACCUACAGUCUUACCUCCUUGAUUUAACCCUUAACCCUUGUUUUAAUGCUAACAGUGUAAAAGUAAGUUGUGGAGUUCCUCAAGGCUCUGAUCUUGGACCACUACUGUUCUCAUUAUAUGUGUUACUGCUACAUUGCUAGCACUUGGUGAUGUUAUUUGGAAACACUUCCGUACGUUAGAUGCCCAUGGUUGAGUAUGCUGCAUUAAACAGAGCAUUUACUGUUGUUAUAAAACAUGACGAGCUAAGUGUUUACUAAAUGUUUUCAUGUCCCCAGGCUGCGGCAUCCCCGCCAUCAAGCCAGAGGUGUCUGGCUAUGCCCGCAUCGUCAACGGUGAGGAGGCUGUGCCCCACUCCUGGCCCUGGCAGGUAUCUCUGCAGCAGACCAGCGGCUUCCACUUCUGUGGGGGAUCCCUGAUCAACGAGAACUGGGUGGUCACCGCCGCUCACUGCAACGUCGCUACCUACCACCGCGUGAUCAUUGGAGAGCACAACAAGGGAAGUGGCAACAACGCUGAGGACAUCCAGAUCCUGAAGCCCGCUAAGGUACAGCACAGUCACAUCAAAUCACAUUUGUCACAUGCGCCGAAUACAACAGGUGUAGACCUUACUGUGAAAUGCUUACUUACAAGCCCUAAACCAACAAUGCAGUUAAGAGAAAUAAGUGUUAAGUAAACAAUAGAUAAGUAAAAAAUAAAAGCAGUAAAAUAACAGUUAAAUAACCGUCGCAAGGCUAUAUACAGGGGGUACCGGUACAGAGUCAAUGUACGGAGGCACCGGUUAGUCGAGGUAAUUGAGGUAAUAUGUACAUGUAGGUAUAGUUAAAGUGACUAUGCAUAGUCACACAUCCUCCUCUAUAGCUCUGGGUAGAAGUUCCCCUCAGGCACUGAUCUAGGAUCAGCCUAUCCCCCCCGCCAGCUCAGCUGAUCCGAUCAGUCUUGAGGCAAUGUCGUCCUAUAGUCCUACCCGCUUCACUUUUUCACAAGAACUCUCCAUUUCAUAAAGGUUUCAGUUCUAACCCUCCCUUCUCUCCCUCAACCCCCCCCCCCCCCUCCUCACCCACAGGUGUUCACCCACCCCAAGUGGAACCCCAGUACCAUCAACAACGAUAUCUCCCUGAUCAAGCUGGCCACCCCCGCUGUCCUGAACACCAACGUGUCCCCCGUGUGCCUGGCUGAGACCGCUGACGUUUUCUCACCUGGCAUGACCUGUGUGACCUCCGGCUGGGGUCUGCAGCGCUAUAAUGCUCUCAACACCCCCAACCUGCUGCAGCAGGCUGCUCUGCCCCUGCUGUCCAACGAGCAGUGCAAGAACCACUGGGGCAGCAGCAUCUCCGACGUCAUGAUCUGUGCCGGUGGUGCUGGUGCUACCUCCUGCAUGGGUGACUCCGGUGGCCCCCUGGUCUGUGAGAAGGACAACGUCUGGACCCUGGUCGGUAUUGUGUCCUGGGGCAGCAGCCGUUGCUCCACCACUACCCCCGCUGUGUACGCCCGCGUCACCGAGCUCCGUUCCUGGGUGGACCAGACCCUGGCCGCCAACUAAGAGCCAUGCCGCAGCUUGCCUGUCCAUACUAUGUA
Molecule: messenger RNA, 1760 nt
Organism: Coregonus sp. 'balchen'
Lineage: Eukaryota; Metazoa; Chordata; Actinopteri; Salmoniformes; Salmonidae
Source: the annotation of a GenBank genome assembly